This is a messenger RNA of Microdochium trichocladiopsis, 1285 nucleotides long. RefSeq lists its product as uncharacterized. The transcript has 2 exons. Bases 139 to 1128 code for a protein of 329 amino acids. The record is from RefSeq and is a predicted model, not a curated record. Lineage: Eukaryota; Fungi; Ascomycota; Sordariomycetes; Xylariales; Microdochiaceae.
AUACAAGUCGACCUGGCGCUGCAGCUCAAGAAGUUCCUGACCGGUCCUGGGAAAUGGAGUCAGCUGUUCGCGCUGGUGGUGCUAUUGUUCAACUGGAAGAGCCUGCCGUUUGCGUGGAGUGUCCGCGUCCUCGGCAACAUGAUCCAGCACUUCCUCGUCCGGCGCCCACACUCGCACUCGCCAGACAAGCUCUUCCACCCGGUCAUCAGCACGACACACACCUCGCUCAUGGAGGUCGACUACAACAUCCACAAGUCCAACUCGACCUACUUUGCCGACCUGGACGUCAGCCGCACACACCUGGUCGCGCACCUGCUCGCAAAGGGGUGCCACCUGGCGGGGAACAACGCCAAGACCGGGCUCGUCCUGGACCCGACCACGGGCCGGCCGGCCAGGGGCAAGUUCGGGGUCAUGCUGGGCUCCGUGUCGUGCUCCUUCAAGCGCGAGAUCAGGCCGUUUGCCAGGUACGACAUGUACUCGCGCGUGCUCGCCUGGGACAGGAAGUGGAUGUACAUUGUCACGCACUUUCUCGAGCCGGGCGUCGCUGGCGGCAGCGGCAAGCACGCGCCAGGCAAGCCACUCCCCGCCGGGUGGGAGAAGAAGGUCUACGCGACCGCCAUCAGCAAGUACGUGUUCAAGAUUGGCCGGCUGACCGUGCACCCAGCGGUCCUGAUCGGCGCGAGUGGGCUCCUGCCGGAGCGGCCGGGCGGGUGGGUCACUGCUCCCCCGGAGGGCCAGGAGAGCAGCAGCAGCAACAGCAGCAGCAACAGCAGCAGCGGCGUGUCGACUCCUCCUGCCGGUGCUGGUGCUGCUGCCCAGAACGGCAGUGCGCCAGUAGUCGAGGAAGAGAAGGAGGCAAAGGUGCAGGCCAACGGCUCGGCAGACGCGACAGAGGGGACCAACGGCGCCGCCAAGCCCGCCGAGCCAGUCGCCGCUGCUCUGUCAACCACGGCAGAGAGCGAAGACACCUUCCGGGCGGCGGUAGAUGGUGAGUGGGACUGGCGCCGCACCGAGGCCGAGCUGCAGCGCGGGCUGGCGUAUGCGAGCCACUUUGCCGCGCUCGAGGGCUUGCACGGCGAGUUCCGCGGCACCGAGGAGGGCAUGCUAGGCCGGUUCUCGCUGGGUUAGAGUUGAGGCUGAGGUUGAGGUUGAGUCUUGAGAUGAGCUUGGUCGCAAGGGGUUCUCACUCACCCAUUCUUUCACGAAAAAGGAGAUUGUGCCGUGCCUCGUGGCAACAGAGCGACUUCUGUUUUCUUUCACUUGCGAUGACAAGGCACACACCCGC